Acaulospora morrowiae is the source of this 1310-nucleotide messenger RNA. The record is from the annotation of a GenBank genome assembly. Lineage: Eukaryota; Fungi; Glomeromycota; Glomeromycetes; Diversisporales; Acaulosporaceae.
AUGCUAAGAAAAAAGACACCAGCAGCUAUUGCACCAACGUCAAACAAAAAAACUAACCAUAGCUCUUCAUCAAAAACUAACAAAUUAUCUAUAUUUCAAUUUUGGAAAUCUAAAGAUAAAGUACCUGAAACUACUAUAGGUUUCUGGAAUUUCACUUUUAACAUUCAAGCUACAGACAUUUUUGGAAUUGCGGUGUUAUCAAGGACCAUCUCAAUAAUCAUAGAUUCGAACUUUAGAUUUCUCGAAAAGCAAACUAAAUUUUUAAAGUGGGCAAUCAUUCUAUGGGAAGCAUUAUUGAUAACUAUGGUGGUUUGGUAUAUUGGUAAGGUGGUCGACGUGAUAUGGUUAGUAGCCAAACUAUUGGACGAUGGAGUAAGAGGUGUAUUCAGGGUGAUAGAAGGAAUUCUUAAUUAUCAUAACGUUGUAAUUGAGGAAGCGUUAAGACAACCAAUUAUCGGCCUUGAACCUACGGUGUUGGACGAGACCGUUGUCGAUUUUGAUGGUGUAUCUUAUCACAUUUCGACGCCACAAUCAAAGAAUGUAAUCAAAUUUUCAGUUAUAAUGCAAUGUUAUAAGGAACUCUCUCAAUGGGGCGUUCAGGAAAUGUUACAAAGAGAAUAUAGCCCUUACUGUCAGACAGAGGUUGAAGGUGGUUAUGACUUAAGUUUAGAGUUUGUUCUGCAAGAAUUACCACAAGACAAAGAGGAAAGAGAGGCAUUAUUAAGGAAGGUGUCUUUAAUUAAACGCAAUCUUUUGGCACAACCUUUUGAACGGGCUUUUGAACAGCAAGCCCAAUUUGAAAAUGAAAAAGAAGCAAACCCAACACCUGAUCUCAUGCAGAUCCAUUACCGAGAUCAAGAAGCUAUUUACAUUCAAGCUCAACACGAUAGAGUAACAGUUAUUUUCUCCACAUUGUUUAAAGAAGAGACAGAUAGAAUAUUCGGGAGAGUAUUUUUACAGGAAUUCGUCGACGCGCGUCGACGACCAGCCAUUCAGAAUGCGCCCCAGGUGCUUUAUUCUAGUAAAGAUCCUCCUUUAGAAAUCAGGCACCUGCCAGAAUUACAAGCCGCAAAGGACGAUGAGGAUAUUGGUUACGUCACAUUUGUUUUAUUUCCACGUCAUUUUGCCAAGGGAGAAAUGAGAGAAAAAACCAUCUCUCAAAUUCAGUUAUUCCGAGAUUAUCUUCACUAUCAUAUCAAAUGUUCGAAGGCCUAUAUGCAUUCUAGAAUGCGUGCACGCGUGCAAGCAUUCUUGAAGGUACUGAACAGAGCAAAACCUGAGGCUCAAGUCGUGGAGAAGAAAACCAUUAC